Messenger RNA from Tachyglossus aculeatus (Australian echidna), 3933 nucleotides. It is a transcript of the gene FOSL2, whose product is annotated as FOS like 2, AP-1 transcription factor subunit. The transcript has 4 exons. Lineage: Eukaryota; Metazoa; Chordata; Mammalia; Monotremata; Tachyglossidae. Gene Ontology annotation, biological process: regulation of transcription by RNA polymerase II. Gene Ontology annotation, cellular component: nucleus. Gene Ontology annotation, molecular function: RNA polymerase II cis-regulatory region sequence-specific DNA binding; DNA-binding transcription factor activity, RNA polymerase II-specific. The record is from RefSeq and is a predicted model, not a curated record. Bases 101 to 1075 code for a protein of 324 amino acids.
CGCCGGCCACCCCGAGGGGCCGGAGCAGGAGGAGGAGGAGGAGCGGACGGGAGGGCGGGGAGGAAAAACCCUGCUUCCUCCGGGGCUCCCACUUCGGAUCAUGUACCAGGACUAUCCCGGGAAUUUCGACACCUCUUCCCGAGGCAGCAGCGGCUCUCCGGCGCACGCAGAGCCCUACUCCGGCGGAGGCGGCCAGCAGAAAUUUCGAUUAGAUAUGCCAGGGUCCGGUAGCGCCUUCAUCCCUACCAUCAACGCCAUCACCACGAGCCAGGAUCUGCAGUGGAUGGUGCAGCCCACGGUCAUCACCUCCAUGUCAAACCCUUACACCCGCUCCCACCCGUACAGCCCGCUGCCUGGCCUCGCCUCGCUGCCGGGACACAUGGCCCUUCCGAGACCCGGGGUGAUCAAGACCAUCGGCACCACCGUGGGAAGGAGGAGGAGAGAUGAGCAGCUGUCCCCCGAGGAGGAAGAGAAGCGAAGGAUCAGGAGGGAGCGGAACAAACUAGCUGCUGCCAAGUGCCGGAACCGGCGCCGGGAGCUGACGGAGAAGCUGCAGGCGGAGACCGAGGAGCUGGAGGAGGAGAAGUCGGGCCUGCAGAAGGAGAUUGCGGAGUUGCAGAAGGAGAAGGAGAAGCUGGAAUUCAUGCUGGUGGCCCACGGGCCCGUGUGCAAGAUCAGCCCGGAGGAGCGUCGCACCCCACCCUCGCACGGCCUCCAGCCCAUGAGAACCGGGGGCGGGGCGGCCACUGUGGUGGUCAAGCAGGAGCCCCUGGAGGAGGAGAGCCCCUCGUCGUCCUCUUUGGCCCUGGACAAGGCCCAGCGGUCAGUCAUCAAGCCCAUCAACAUCGCGGGGGCCUUCUAUGGAGAGGAGCCCUUAAACACACCCAUCGUGGUGACCUCGACUCCUGCCAUCACCCCGGGCACCUCCAAUCUGGUCUUCACUUACCCCAACGUGCUGGAGCAGGAGUCGCCCGUGUCCCCAUCGGAAUCAUGCUCCAAGGCUCACCGCAGAAGCAGCAGCAGCGGAGACCAGUCCUCAGACUCACUGAACUCUCCCACUCUCCUGGCCUUGUAACCCAGCGGGCCUUCUGUCCUUGCUGGCACCAGAGGGGACGGGCCCUCUGGAAGCCACCUUCUCCCUUCUCCCCUGCCUUCUUCUCGGGGAGCAAGACCGUCAAGCACAUUGGGGUGGCGGGAGCGGGGAGCCUGCGAGGGCCCUUCCCGACCCUGGGGAGGAAGCCGUGGGACUCAGUUCCAGAGAGUAAGAGGACGCAAGGGCAGGGUCAACUGGGAGCAACGGGGAGCAUCUGAGUUUGAGAGGCCCUGCCUGUGCCCCCUCCGAGGCAACUCUGUUCAUCUUUGGUGGACUCUGGCACCCCAGCGACACCCCUCUCCGCCCACCCACCUCACCCUCCUCGGAGGGGGUGGAUAGGCGACCCAGGAGCUGGAAGUUGGCCUGGAUGGUUCCCUUCCCUUUGUUACAAUAAUGAAUCUGGAGCGAUGGUUCCUUCCCCUUUCCCCUCCCUGGCAAUCCCCAGCAUGCUCAGUGCCUUCUGUUAGCUAUUCGUACGCCUCUCCUCCUCCUUUUCCUGCCCCAUCCCUCUCCCGCUCUUUGGGUUUCAAACUUGCCAUGACAUUUCAUCCAGAGGGGUCCGAACUCUAAAGAUUUUGUUAAUGCCCAUCAAUGCUGGUGGAGGCUUGGGUUAAGUGCUUCGCCUGGAGCCCCCUGCCCUGGGGAAGUCGUCUGUGGAGUCCAAGUUUUGGGGCGCCUGGCCUUUACGAAACAAACAGAUAGCACGACACCGAAGCCCGCUCAGAGCCACCAAGGAGAGUCCACUGCUUCCUGGAGGCUGAGUCCUCGCUUUUCACCCAUCCUCACCCCCUGACCCUUCCCUAACACCACUUCUCCCUUACAGCGUGGUUCUAGGGGGAGAUGGAGUAAGCGAGAAGGUAGGGGCCGCCUUGCACAUGUGCGGCAAAGAUCGGCUUUGCUAAACGCCCCAUUACUGGGCCAGGAAGGUUGCCAACGAAGCCGCGUGGGUGCCAGAGCCGGCUUCUGGCUCACCCUCUGGAGCAGGGCGUCUCCUGUAAUUACUGCCUCUUCUCUCCUGCCCGUAGAGGCUUCCCACCCCGGGAAUAACGCAUUACUCCCUGCCCAUCCCCCCGGCUCCUCCUCCUCCUCCUUCCCUCUUCCAUCCGCCCACCCCAGCUCGGGUGACGCCACACAUGGAGGUUUAACGAGCGUGGGCCCCAGACCCUCUACUGGUGCGUGUGGAGGUGGGGGCCCCUCCCCAGCUCGGAUUAGGCCAUGAAAGAACGUUUGCUGAGGAUGAAAAGGGAGAGGGUGGACCGAGGGGGUGGGGGUUGCCGCUUGGCGGCAGAAUUCUGGCUCCCAGGGCCAAACGCAGCUCACAGCCCUUCUGCCUUUACUUGUCUUGGUCGUUCUGUGGCGGGGAACUGCUGCCCUUGGUGGUGAUUUGCUUCGUGAUGGAUUGAGAGCUUCUUCGUGUUUUUGUUUUGGUGUUCUCCCUUUCUCUUCUGGUCCCCUGACCAGUCCUGAGCACCAGUCCGGCUGAGCUCCCUUUUCCAGAGCAGAGCGCCCUGCUUCAUGACUCCAGGGAAACUCUCCUGGGCCGGCGGCAAGGACACAACCGCUGCUACUGCAGCACGGUUGAAGCUUUGGGAAGCUGGGAAGAGGAUGAUCCUGCAGGAGUAAAAUGAUCUUCUUUUAAUCCCUUUCCCAGUUCAGUGCAGAACAAUCCAUUUUUAACAUUCCUUGUCUCUACCGGAGCACCAGACCCUCAUGUCCUGGGACCACCCCCAGAGUCAAACCUCAAAUGGCCCCUGGUCUGUGACUAAGCAAAGGACCAAAAGCAAUAGUGCCCAGUGGUGUGAUUUUCUUGUAUCUACCCCAGCGCUUAGUACAAUGCUUGCCGCCAUCGUUAUGAUUAUGAUUAUUGACCCGAUCUUCUCAGAAUCAACAUUGUAGCUGGUGUCUUGACUCAGGCUAGUGUUGAUCACCUUAGAGAGAGAGAAAGAGAGUGUGUAUGUCUGGCCAUUUGAAAAUAUUUCACUUGGGUCUUCCCUUUGCCCAACACAGAUUGCUGUGUGUUAACCUAAGCCGUGGCUUUUAGUCAACCAGGUUUGGGACCAGCAGUGGGCAAGAACCAGCAGACCUGAAGAAAGACCCAUCGUAGACCCUUGGCGCUCCUUUCCUUGUCUAGAAUCUCUUCCCUCACUCUGGGGGAGAUCUUCCUCAAUGCUUAAAACUGCAUUUAGAGAAGGCAAGAUGUAUGCUUCAGUGGUGACACCUCAUUUUCAUCAGAAGUGCUUUGCUGGUGUAUUUUUUUCCAUGGAGAUGAAUUUUUCUUCCAAAGCCCCUUUAAGCUAGAAAGGAGUGGGUAUAAUGAUUGUCACUUCUAAGGAGUCAUUGAGGAAAUGGGGGCAUUAGAGGGAGGGAUCAGAGGCUGGGCCUAAGGUGGGAUUAGAGAAAUAGCCCCCAUUUUCCCACCUCCAUCCCCAGUCCUGCCACGGUGCAGGGGUACAGCUGAGAUCAGAGAGACAGGGCAUCAGACGGCUUGGUCCAAACUCUGUGACUGACCUGUCAGAAAAUGGCUCUUGGGAGAGCUCAGUCUUUACCCGCCUGGCCCUGCAUUGGAAGAGAGUCCUCACUGCUGGCUCUGGGGCAUCCCCAGUGGGCAUUCCUCGGCUGGGGGUGGUGGGGAUGGGUAGAACUGGCAGACGACAGAAAGGAUCUAAGAGCUACUCAGGAAAUCUCCAGCAGGAUCAAGGAGGAGAAUUGAUUGUUUAGCAAAAAGGACUCUCCUCAGGUCAGUCCUCUCAGUGGGUUAAGCGAAUCACCAAAAUGAGAAAGAUGGCAGGAGCUCUCUUCCCUGGGAAGCCUUUCCCUAUUUGUUGUCUGUUAUAUUGUAC